CUUGGCAGCGAGCUGAAGCGGCGCCUGAAGGCGGAGAAGAAGUUGGCGGAGAAGGAGGCGAAGCAGAAGGAGGAGGAGAAGAAGAAGCCGCCGCCUCAUCAUCCUCCGCAACAGCUGCUGGACGGCGGGGCGGCCGACGAGGAGAGCUUGGAUCCCAACCAAUAUUAUAAGAUCCGCAGUCAGGCCAUCCAGCAGCUGAAGGGUACCUCGGAAGAUCCCUACCCACAUAAAUUCCACGUGGACCUGUCUCUGACAGACUUCAUAGAAAAGUACAGCCACCUGCAGGCUGGGGAUCACCUGUCAGAUGUCACCUUAAGGGUGGCAGGUCGGAUCCAUGCAAAACGUGCCUCUGGAGGAAAGCUGAUUUUCUAUGAUCUUCGUGGAGAAGGAGUUAAGUUACAAGUUAUGGCAAACUCCAGAAAUUACAAAUCAGAGGAGGAAUUCACGCACAUUAACAACAAGCUUCGCCGUGGAGACAUCAUUGGUGUCCAGGGGAAUCCUGGCAAGACUAAGAAAGGGGAAUUGAGUAUCAUUCCUUACGAGAUCACCCUGCUGUCUCCAUGCCUGCAUAUGUUGCCUCAUCUUCAUUUCGGACUCAAAGACAAGGAAACCAGGUUUCGACAGAGAUACCUGGAUUUAAUUCUUAACGAUUUUGUGAGGCAGAAAUUCAUAAUCCGAGCGAAGAUUAUAACGUACCUUCGAAGCUUCUUGGACACGUUGGGCUUUUUAGAAAUUGAGACGCCCAUGAUGAACAUCAUACCCGGUGGGGCUGUAGCAAAGCCUUUCAUCACCUAUCACAACGAACUGGACAUGAACUUAUACAUGCGGAUUGCACCAGAGCUCUACCACAAGAUGCUCGUAGUCGGUGGAAUGGAUCGGGUGUAUGAAAUUGGGCGCCAGUUCCGGAACGAAGGCAUUGACUUAACCCACAACCCGGAAUUCACUACCUGUGAGUUUUACAUGGCUUACGCAGACUACCACGAUUUGAUGGAGAUCACGGAGCAGUUGCUUUCAGGAAUGGUGAAACACAUCACUGGCGGCUACAAGCUGACAUACCAUCCGGAAGGCCCAGAGGGUCAAGCAUAUGAAGUAGAUUUCACGCCACCUUUUAAGAAGAUCAGUAUGAUGGAUGAAUUGGAGAAGGUCUUGGGAGUGAAAUUUCCUGCAGCCGAUCAGAUGGAGACAGAGGAGACCCGCAAAUUUUUUGACACGAUCUGCGAAGAGAGAGGCAUUGAGUGCCCGCCCCCGCGGACGACAGCUAGACUCCUAGAUAAGCUGGUGGGGGAAUUUUUGGAAGUCACAUGCAUCAAUCCCACUUUCAUCUGCGACCAUCCCCAGAUCAUGAGCCCCCUGGCCAAGUGGCAUCGCUCUCGGCAGGGGCUGACGGAACGUUUUGAGCUCUUUGUGAUGAAGAAGGAAAUCUGCAACGCCUACACCGAGUUGAACGACCCUUUCCGGCAACGGCAGCUCUUUGAGGAUCAGGCCAAGGCCAAAGCGGCUGGAGAUGAUGAGGCCAUGUUCAUUGAUGAUAACUUCUGCACAGCUCUGGAAUAUGGGCUGCCACCCACCGCCGGCUGGGGCAUGGGCAUCGACCGCCUCACUAUGUUUCUGACGGACUCAAACAACAUCAAGGAGGUGUUGCUGUUCCCGGCCAUGAAGCCUGAAGAGAAGAAGAAGGACACCCAGCCAAAUUGUCCUGGCGAGGGGACCUCCGUGUGACCUGACAGACUGCAGAGGGGAGAAAAGCCUCCAGGGAGACACAAACUGUAUUUUUCCAAUUGUCAAUAAAAGAGCCGUCCUCUUGUUCUUUACUA
Molecule: messenger RNA, 1814 nt
Organism: Pogona vitticeps (central bearded dragon)
Lineage: Eukaryota; Metazoa; Chordata; Lepidosauria; Squamata; Agamidae
Source: RefSeq, a predicted model, not a curated record